UUGAUACCAAGUUCAUUUUUAUUUUCUAGAUUCACCUGGUGAGUUUGUGGACGGUUUUAACAAAGAUAUGACAGUUAGGAAAAGGCAGUACUACAAAAUAACUAGAGACAACAUCUCCGAAUGCAGAUUCAUAGCUCAUUUUCUGCUUGAUCAUCGCACAGUGGAAGAAAUUUAUCGUGAUCAAGAUGAAGUUAAUGAACGUUUGCAUGAAGUUUUACUUGCUUGGGAAAAGGAAACUAAAGAAACGUUAAGGACGUGGGAGAAUUUAAAUGGAGUGUUACAAAUGUUGCAAAACCCUGUUAGUAGUGGACACGUGUCAGGUACUCAGGACGCCCAACCAAGAUAUCAUCUUUGUUAUAAUGCAUCUCACAAUGUUGUUGCAAGAGUUAAUUUUGAUACAAAAGUUACUGAAGUAAGAAUUUCGAAGAAUCACACAUGUCAGGCAACGCAAGAGCUGAAAAGAAACAAAGAUUACCAUGAAUUUAUUUCAUCUCCGUACAGGUAUUUCAUUUUUGAAGAUGGAGUAUUAAGUGAAGAUAAUCAUAUCUCCUUUAAUUGGAGUAACAAAGAAGGAAUUAACUUGCAGUUUGUGACGCAAGGUAAGUUAUUGUGCCAUUUCGUAUGA
This is a messenger RNA of Hydractinia symbiolongicarpus, 625 nucleotides long. RefSeq lists its product as uncharacterized. The transcript is spliced from 3 exons. The record is from RefSeq and is a predicted model, not a curated record. NCBI's taxonomy places the organism in Eukaryota, Metazoa, Cnidaria, Hydrozoa, Anthoathecata, Hydractiniidae. The coding region runs from base 68 to 625 and encodes 185 amino acids.